Mycena indigotica is the source of this 1308-nucleotide messenger RNA. Its product is annotated as Glycosyltransferase family 39 protein. Lineage: Eukaryota; Fungi; Basidiomycota; Agaricomycetes; Agaricales; Mycenaceae. Bases 1 to 1308 code for a protein of 435 amino acids. Gene Ontology annotation, molecular function: protein binding. The transcript is spliced from 5 exons. The record is from RefSeq and is a predicted model, not a curated record.
AUGCCUGAACGACCUGCAAAGAAGGCGCGCCUCGUCCAGCCCUUAUCAAAACCAAUCUCAGCCAAGCGCGUUAAAGGCUCUCCUGUUCCAAACAGCUCAAAAAACAAAGCGACGAGCAAAGGAAAAGAAAAAGCCAAGCCAGAGCAGCCGCAACUUCCAACGAAAUUCAAGCUUGUUGCAGGCUCGUAUGAAAAACUGCUUUACGGUCUCGAGGGCUCAGUCUCCUACGAUGAUUCCGGGCUAAGCUUUCACCUGAAACCCAUCUUUGCCUUCCCAGCCCAUGUUUCUGCGAUAAAGGCUGUCGCAGCCUCCCCACACGGGGGCAAAUGGCUGGCAACUGGGAGCGCAGACGAGAUUAUCAAAGUAUGGGACUUGCGCCGCAAGAAAGAGAUUGGAGGGCUCAUGCAUCAUGAAGGGUCUAUAACUCACUUGAACUUCCCCUCACGAUCUCAUCUGCUUUCGGCAUCCGAAGAUGGGACAUUAUGUCUGUUUCGUGCCCGCGACUGGGCAGUUUUGCGGGCUCUUCGUGGCCACAAGGGACGCGUAAACAGCGUCGCUGUUCAUCCAUCAGGCAAAGUCGCCCUAAGUGUUGGCAAGGACAGAACACUGAGGAUGUGGGAUCUGAUGAGAGGAAAGGGCAGCGCCAGUACGAAACUCGGAAAAGAGGCAGAAUUGGUUCGAUGGUCCACCAAUGGUACUCUUUUUGUUGUGCAAACAGGCUCAACAAUUGACGUCUACAACACUGAAAUGACCCUUCUCCAUACCAUCCAACAUCCAUCACGCCUCCAAGAUGUCUUAUUCACCACCCGCGUCGACGGUGGUGAGCUUCUUCUUGCUGGUGCAGAAGACAAAAGGCUGUCGAUAUACGACAUGGCUUCGACCAAGCCAGAAGACCCGCCUCGAAUUAUCGCAGCUAUGGUUGGGCAUGAGAACCGUGUGAAAGCCGUCCAAACGCUUGCCAUCGCACUCCCUUCAAACGCUCCAAGAUCCUCGACCACGAUAGUCAGCACUGUUUCUUCUGACGGCAAAAUCCACGUGUAUGACCUUGCGUCUGUACCUGCUCAAUCAGCACCGGGGCAGGAAGUCCCCGAAAUACUACCAGUCGUCGUCUAUGACACGAAUAAAACGAGGUUGACAUGUCUUGCGCUCGCGGAUGGCACAGCGGCAAUUGGUGAAGAUGAUGCGGUUGUGAAUGGGAAACGAAAGCAAUCCACACUAGACGAAGAGUCGGAUGAUGAGGAAGAAGACUGGGAGGGCUUACAUGAGGAGGAGGAGCAAGAGCAGGAGGCGGAACUAGAAAGCGAGUAA